Molecule: messenger RNA, 1558 nt
Organism: Phycodurus eques (leafy seadragon)
Lineage: Eukaryota; Metazoa; Chordata; Actinopteri; Syngnathiformes; Syngnathidae
Exons: 5
Coding region: 278-991 (237 amino acids)
Source: RefSeq, a predicted model, not a curated record
GGCGGACGGACAAGCAGAACACAGGAAGGAAACCUCGCACAAAAGACGCUGCUGGACUUUGUUUUCGUCCUCUUACACACUUUUCAACGCGGAUUGUUCAGCACAACUUGGAGGAUUUAUUUGGCCUUUCCCCCCCUCCCCCCUCCCCCCCAUCGGGAACUACCUUACUCGCACUCGCUGGGGGCUGUUGUUGUUGUUCUUCUUCUUCUUCUUGUUGAUUUAAACACAUUCAUUUCAACUGUGUUCCAAGAGCCGGCCGUCAUGUGUCACCACUGACAUGCGCAGAGCCCAUGGAACCGCAGUGAGCACACAGGCGAGCGCAGGACGUCCGUGGCCGGAGCCCAGCGAGAGCCGCGGAGAGCAGCGGGGCUCCGGCGCCGAGGGGAGCGGAGGAGGAGCAGCCGGAGGGGGCGCGCCGCGCUCGCCUCCCCGCCGCCGGAGCAGCGUCGCCCCCCUCCUCUCUCCGGAGCGCCGCGGCGUCUUCGAGACCAGAACCGUCUUCCACUUCCCGUAUCGGCGCUCGUCCAGCGGAUACUUCUCCGGCGCGGGCGACUCGCUGCCGGGCUCGCCUCUGUCGCCGCGCGCCGUCGCCUCCACGCAGACGCCCAGCCCCUCAGCCCAGGCGCUGCGGCACGCCUUGGCGCGCGUGGCCGGGGAGGCGCGUGACCGGGGAGCGCGCACGCCGCAAGGAAGUUCUGCCAGGCCCUCUAGCGUCAGGCCCGGAGACGCAGCGGGGGCGAUGCAGGCCGUGGAGAUCGGACAGUCGCUUCGACACAUCGGCGACGAUUACAAUGACUACAUACUGAGGGGAGCAGAGCGCAGAGGGGCGGCCGUCCAUCAGAACCAGCUGCUGGUGCUGCACAUCCACCAGGAUCCCGCCUUCCUGAUCUGCAUGGGCGUCCUGUUCUUCGUGAUCGUAUGGUACUUCGGCGGAGACCCCGACGGCCAGCCGGACCACCCUCAGGGAAUUGUGCCGCUUAAAACAUUCUGACGGGGGAUACUUUCAGGAACUCUAAAAAUGUCCGGAUUUCCGCUUUUUUCUGAGCCUUUGCCAUGAAACCAAAGAGUUGGGAAUUUGCACUCCCAUCCGGAACGCAAACAAGGCCCCGUCCCCGGAAGAUGAUGCCUGUGGAAAUCCAAGCGUGCCUUGUACAUUCUCCUGUUAAUUCCUUUUCGUUUACUUGCGUGAGAUGUUUUCAUUGUUGUUGUUGUUGUUGUUGUUGUUAUACGGAAAGGUAAGCGAGUCAACUCUGCAAACCCGGGGGUUGUUAAAUGACGUGCGGGUCCAUGAAUUCCCAAGCCGCGCUUUCUCCGACAUUUCUCCUUGGCUGAUGUCCGUUUUCCCCACGUUCGAAAUGAUCCACAUGAUAAUCUUUGUUUCUGCCAACAAAAAUACACUAUCGGUAUUUUUUACUUGUAGGAACAGCCUUUUACGAUGUUUGUUUGUUGUUGUUUUUUUUAAAGCUGCCUACCCCCUUGGACCCGACAUGCCAAGUGUGUUGGCACACCCCACCACCUUCUCCCGGAACCCCCUCAAGAAUGUCUGAGAAUCUUUUAC